Pestalotiopsis fici W106-1 is the source of this 1740-nucleotide messenger RNA. RefSeq lists its product as uncharacterized. The transcript has 6 exons. Gene Ontology annotation, molecular function: zinc ion binding; DNA binding. Lineage: Eukaryota; Fungi; Ascomycota; Sordariomycetes; Amphisphaeriales; Sporocadaceae. The record is from RefSeq and is a predicted model, not a curated record. Gene Ontology annotation, biological process: DNA-templated transcription. Bases 1 to 1740 code for a protein of 579 amino acids.
AUGACAAGGCAGCUCGGGAGCGCAAAGGAACUUCCAGACCCGAAUCAAGGUCUCCAAUUCGAACAACCAGCACUUUCCGUGCCUCGUGCGACCGUUCCCCCAAGUCCGCAUCGUCUCACGCUCGAAUCAGUAGGCCUUGACUCUCAGCUCACCGCUGCAGAUAAAUACAGACAACUUGGUCACAGCUCUUCCUGGUCUUUUAGUCGCCGCGUGCGGGAGCUCAUUAGGGACACCGGCAACGGCCCUGAACUGCAUGACAGAAUCAUCAUCAGAGACGGUUCCUACGGCGUCCCAUGGGAGCGAUUGCCGGUAGAUCUCAACAAUCUCGAUGUACCGUCACCAGAAUAUGCCGAAUAUCUGCUAAGCACAAUUUCUUAUUCUCUGGGCUCCAUGUACUACCUAUUCGACAAGGCUGAGUUCCUGAAAAAGUUUCAGAAUUUCUCCAAGAACAAAGACCCUGAGGCAUCCGCGUUGACUGACCCUUGGCUGAUUCAGAUGCUGAUCAUUUUAGGCCUCGGAAAGUCUAUUGCCCAUCGCGAACCUGGCCCAUCAGGACCUUCAGGACAUGUCUAUUUUGCCCGUGCGGUCCAAGCUUUCCCUAGCAUGUACUUUCUCUAUGAAGAACCAAUACUCUCAAUUGAGAUCUUGUGCGCCUCAGCCCUAUUUCUCCAGAUGAUGGAUAUGCGGCUAGCUGCUUACGGAUAUCUGGGAGACGCAAUUGGUAUGUGCCUCGCAAUGGGUCUGAACCGAAAACAUGACGCGUCAAGAAUAAGCCCUACCGAAUUCUCGCACAGAUCCAAGCUCUUCUGGACUGCCUACGUUUUGGACCGCAAAUUGUCCAGCCUCAUUGGAGUGCCCCCGAGGCUACACGAUGACGAUAUUGGGCUGCCUAAACCCUCUCUCGCAGCGGCCCUCACUGUAUCUGAGACUAUCAUGGCUUUUCACAUUGACCUGUCUUCACGUCUUGGCGAGAUCUUGCAAGGAUCAAACUUUGUUCAUGCUGUCCAGUCGGUGUUGAAACGACAAUCAGACGGCUCCAAGAUGUUGCAAGAAAAGCUCAAGCUGAACUUUUCAAUGUUGGCCGUCUCGGAAACUAGAGCCGUGGCCUCACUAUAUGUACUACACAAUCUGUGCACUAUUAUGACCAUUCGCCCCGUCUUGUUUUUUAUAUUUGAGCAAAAAGUUGGACACGGCCAGAAUAGCAACGUUUCGGACGCAAGUCGUCAUCUCCUUAACCUGUGCACAGAGGCAGCCUUGAAUAUUCAAGAGAUUAUUCAUGAACUAAGUGAGCACAAUAUCAUAGUGCCAGAUCUCCUUCUCCCAUUUGACGUGGACGCGCUAUUUGCGAGCGCAGUUGUGCUUAUUCUUGUGGACGUCCUCCUCCCGAGCGGCCAGUCCUGGGACGCGGGCAGGACUUUGAAGAUCAUGGACGACAUGGCCCUGAGGAGAUGCAUCAUAGUUGGGCCAUAUAAGCGAGACCUCAUCGAAAUUGAGAGUUUUCGGCAACACGUGCGUGCUGCUGCCACCCUCCAUGAAGGUAACGAUUCGUCGGUUGGUCCGCAUGGUCCCGCAUCCACGACGGCAGGCUUUGCCAGACACGAUAUCAACGGUGGGCUCGUCUCGGAGCAACAUGUCAUGUUCGAGUCGGCGCUAGAAUUCCUCAACUGCAGCUUUCCCGACUGUCUGCCAGCCUCCGAUUUGGACCCGUUCGCGUGGGUGUGGGGCGACGACCGCGAGUAA